Molecule: messenger RNA, 609 nt
Organism: Spodoptera exigua (beet armyworm)
Lineage: Eukaryota; Metazoa; Arthropoda; Insecta; Lepidoptera; Noctuidae
Source: the annotation of a GenBank genome assembly
AUGGUAUUGAGAUUCAACAACGCGCCCACAGAGAAUUAUACCGAGAGUGUCGGCUCCAAGACCACUUUCAGAGUUCUUAAUUCACAGGUGGUUGCAAAACCAGAAUUCAACUUCUUGGAGGAUCCAUUGUACCGUAAUGUAUCCAUUCUCAUUUGGGAUCCAGCGAACUACACGUCAACUUUAGAAGACUGGUACCAUCAUCCUGAUUAUCCACUGUUUCCUGUAUAUAAGAAGUUACUUGAUCGGUAUAAGAAUGCAGAUGUGCAUUUGUUAAAUCCCCAAGUUCUAUGGGGGCUAUGGUCGGUGCUACAAGAUACAUCCCCGUACCGUUUACGGAGAAACCCGCCAUCAUCAGGGUUUAUAGGUCUUUGGUUCGCGUUGCACCGUUGUGAGCGCGUGCGCAUGUUUGAGUACGUGCCGUCUGCGCGUGCGACGCGCCGGUGCCACUACCACGCGCCGGCGCACGACGCCGCUUGUACCCUCGGCGCCUGGCACCCGCUGGCACAUGAGAAGACCCUUGCUGAGCGUCUACGAGAUAACAAAGACGUUCAAGUCUUUCAACAAGGAAUCGUUGAUAUUCCUGGCUUCAGGACCAUCACUUGUCAUUAA